GGCUUCUCGACCUGAAUCUCUCGCGUGACAAUGCUAUAUCUUCUGUGCCCUCUCUUUAUGUAGACAGCAGGUGAUAUCUUCGUACCAAUAGGAGAAGUCGUAAUCGGCAUAACUUGGACAAGAAAUAUUAUGGCGGACACAAAGGGAGAUAACGGGAGCUACGUAGGCAAUGGAGACGGGCCUCAUCGUCUCGAGUCUAGUAGCAUCACCACCACGGCCAAACCCUCAAGCUCCCCUCCCGAGCCUCCUUUCCAAGGCAAGCUAGAAGACGUACCAAAAGCGGACCGCGAUGGUGUCUCUGCUGUCUUUACCAAAUUCGGGCAGUUCAUUCAUACUUCGCAGAAGCCCCACCCGAGUCAGAUCAGCGAUGCAUCGUAUAGUGUGGCGACUCGGAAGACUGGGAUCAAGAAGGACCUCAAAUAUCUUCACGCAAAAGAUCUGAAGACCAUCCUGGACCUCGCUAAGAGCAAGCUUUCUGGAGAGCCGUAUGUGGAUGACAAGACCAUGAUCAUGGAGCGUGUCAUCCAGCUCGUCGCCGGGCUUCCGCACCAGUCCAAACUCAGAGAAAAGCUCACCAACAGCUUAUUGGACGAACUGUGGUACUCUCUGGACCACCCUCCCCUGCUCUAUGUCGGCGACAAGUUCCAGUACAGAAUGGCUGACGGAUCAUGGAAUAACCCCAUGAUGCCCCAGCUCGGAGCGGCCGGCUCGUCGUAUGCACGGAGCUGUCGUCCAGGUAUAAUGCCUCCAGGGGCCUUGCCUGACCCAAGCCUCAUAUUUGAGUCGGUCAUGAAGAGGACGCAGUACCGAAAGAACGCGAACAAUGUUUCGUCUGUUCUUUGGUACUGGGCGACCAUCGUCAUCCACGACCUCUUCUGGACAGAUUUGACCGACAUCAGCAAGAACAAAACUUCGUCGUACCUGGACCUCUCCCCCCUCUACGGCAGCAACCAGCAGAUGCAGGAUUCUGUCCGGACUUUCAAGGACGGGAUGCUGAAGCCCGACAGCUAUGCCGACAAGCGCCUCCUCGGCGCGCCGCCGGCUGUUAGCGUUAUCCUGAUCAUGUUUUGUCGCUUUCACAACCACGUGGCCAAAAACCUGGCCGCUAUCAAUGAGGGCGGUCGCUUCACGCCGCCGCCUCCGGAACUCGAGGGGGAGAAGGCGACCGCUGCCUGGAAGAAAUACGACAACGACCUCUUCCAAACGGCUCGACUUGUCACGUCGGGAUUGUACAUCAACAUCAUGCUAGUCGACUACGUGAGGAAUAUCGUCAACCUUAAUCGCAGCAACACCACGUGGACCCUUGACCCCCGAGCCGAGAUGGGCCGCGACGUUGGCACCGCUUCUGGGGCCGAGCGCGGCACGGGCAAUAUGGUCUCGGCAGAAUUUAACCUCUGUUACAGAUGGCACUCGUGCAUCUCCGAGAAGGAUGACAAAUGGGUCCAAGAGUUUUACCACAAGCUGUUCGGCAAGAGCCCGCUAGACCUGAGCACGAAAGACAUGGUGAUGGGGUUCGCCAAGUUCGAGCGAAGUAUCCCUGAAGACCCUGGCGAGCGGGAGUUCGGGGGUUUCAAGCGUAACCCUGACGGCACAUUCAAGGACGACGACUUAGUCGGCUGCAUCUGCGACGGGAUCGAAGAUUGUGCGGGCGCGUUCGGCGCCCGCAACGUGCCCGAGUCGAUGAAGCCCGUCGAAAUCCUAGGCAUCCUUCAGGGCCGAAAGUGGAAUAUGGCGGGUCUCAACGAAUUCCGCCGACACUUUGGCCUAAAGCCGUAUGAGACGUUCGAGGAUAUCAACUCGGACCCCGAAGUUGCCAAUUCCCUCCGUCAUCUCUACGAACACCCCGAUUUUGUUGAGCUGUAUCCGGGCAUCGUUGCCGAAGAGGCUAAGGAACCAAUGGUUCCUGGCGUUGGCAUUACUCCGACUUACACAAUCUCUCGCGUGGUCCUAUCUGACGCCGUCUGCUUGACUCGAGGAGACCGACUGUACACGACUGAUUAUCACCCGCGCUACCUCACCUCUUGGGGUUACAAUGAAGUGGCCUAUGAUCUGAAUAUCAACCAAGGCUGCGUGUUCUACAAAUUGUUCACGCGGGCCUUCCCCAACCAUUUCAAGGGUGACUCUGUCUACGCACAUUACCCUAUGUGCGUGCCGAGCGAGACGAAGAAGAUCCUGACGAAUCUUGGCCGUGCCCAUCACUUCAGUUACGAACGCCCGUCGUUCAUCUCCAACCGCGUCGAAAUAAAGACAUUCAACGGAGCACACCAUAUCCUGGAGAACCCCGAUAAAUAUAAGGUCAUCCGGAGCGAGGGAACCUCGUUCUUGAUGAAUGCCGGCGGGAGACGCUUUAAGCCGUCAGGGCAUUCCCUCUUCCCAGUCGACCAGAGAGAGCAGGCGAAUGGUGUGUCGCACACCAGCGACAGGAGUGCCCACAUCAAGGAUUUCUACUCGAAAGUCACGGACGGACUCAUCAGAGAGAAAAGCUAUAAGCUUGCCGGCAAUAAUUUUGUCGAUAUCGUUCGGGACGUCGGAAAUCUGGCGCCCGUCUACUUCGUCUCGCGCUUGUUCAACCUGCCGCUAAGGACUCCGGAGAACCCUCGGGGUAUCUACACCGACCAAGAGCUUUACGUGGUUCUCGCUGUGUUGUUCAUCAGCGUCUUCUCGGACAUCGACCCGACCAAAGAAUUCCCUACGAAGCAGGCCGCGGCCGCUGUCGCCACGCAGCUGGGAAAGCUGGUCGAGCAAAACGUGCGGUCGCUUACGAGCGUUGGGAUCAGCUGGCUGUUCGCGACCUGGCCGAAGAGGGACGACCCGGUGGCAUCAUGUGGUGGCGACUUGAUAAAGGGCCUGUCCAAGGCCGGCCUCAGCGGCUACGAUAUCACAUGGGGCCAGAUCUUACCGGCCGUAGCGGCAUCCGUGCCGAACGUCGCUGAAGCGUUUGCGCAAGCGGUCGAUUACUUCCUCUCUCCAGACGGAUCGGCGCACGUCCCCGAAUUACAUCGCGUCGCCAACCUCGCAGCCUCUCCUGAGAGCGAUAGGUUGAUGCUUGGUUACUGCAUGGAAGGCGUUAGGCUCGCGGGGGCGUUCAGCUCCCUACGCGAAGCGGUGGUAGACGACGUAAUCGAGGAAGACGGCCGAGAAGUUCCCGUCAGAGCAGGUGAUCAUGUCUUCAUCAGUUCCACCGGCGCAGCUAAGGACGCCGCGCACUUCCCCGAGCCUAGCAGGGUGAACCCGCACCGCCCGCUAGACUCGUACAUCCAUUUUGGAAUCGGGCCGCACGUGUGCCUUGGUCUUGACGCUUCGCAGUCUGGGUUGACAGAGAUGUUCCGCUCAGUAUUCAAGCUGAAGAGUGUGCGUAGAGCGCCCGGAGACCAGGGCGAGCUGAAGAAGGCUCCACAGCCGGGUAGCUUCGACACCUACAUGAGGGAGGACAGGGGAGCGUUCUUCCCAUUCCCCUGCACGAUGAAGAUAUGCUACGACGACUAGACUGGCCAGCCAGGGCCGUCACGGGUUGACCUCAGCUUGUCUGACGCGUAUUACCGCCGCAUAACCAUUCGCGCACGUAGGAACCACACCCACCUGGUGUCACAACCCGACUAGACUAUCGAUGGAAAAGGAAAGGAGGGGGGGGGGGGGGG
Messenger RNA from Durotheca rogersii, 3638 nucleotides. RefSeq names its product linoleate diol synthase. Lineage: Eukaryota; Fungi; Ascomycota; Sordariomycetes; Xylariales; Xylariaceae. The transcript has 7 exons. The record is from RefSeq and is a predicted model, not a curated record. Bases 130 to 3486 code for a protein of 1118 amino acids. Gene Ontology annotation, biological process: response to oxidative stress. Gene Ontology annotation, molecular function: iron ion binding; monooxygenase activity; heme binding.